This is a messenger RNA of Mya arenaria, 8372 nucleotides long. RefSeq names its product trithorax group protein osa-like. Gene Ontology annotation, biological process: regulation of transcription by RNA polymerase II. The transcript is spliced from 43 exons. The record is from RefSeq and is a predicted model, not a curated record. Lineage: Eukaryota; Metazoa; Mollusca; Bivalvia; Myida; Myidae. The coding region runs from base 39 to 7952 and encodes 2637 amino acids.
GCAUUUUAUACAUACACAAUGGCGUCCAAAGCAAAAUAAUGUCAAAUCGCCAACAAAAUGACAGGGCGCCAGGGGGCCCACCUCAUGACGCUGCCUCACCCUACAAAAGGGCACGACCCCCAAGCCCUCCCCAGACCUCGAUGCUGCAGCGUCAGAGCGCAGCCUACUACCAGGACCCACGGUAUGGGAUGACGGUGGCAGCAGUUGCAGGAGGGUUUUCUAACAUCUACAGGGAUCCAUUUCAGCCGCCGCCAAGCCACCAGGAGCAUGGACGUGAGAUCAGAGAACAGUACAGGGACCGGGUGCCCAUCCACCGCCGCCCUACCCUCCUAGAUUUCCACCACUCACACCAGCCAGCCGGCGUUGACAGGGCUCGCUUCAGGCCUGAGCCCCCGUCAGCCUAUGGUCAACACUACAGACAAGAGAGUAUGGGUAACCUUCAGACAGGCCAACCAGCACCCCUGGCCGGUGGUACGGCUCAGGGUCCCCAGGCCCCUAAACGACCCCGCCUCACGGAGCGGGCAGAUCUUACACAACCCCUCACCAUUGAUGUCAGUCAGGCAGAACCAAAGAGGGUCGGUAUUGUUGAGCCCGCGUACAACCCGCAAGUGGAGGCAAUCUCUCCAACUCUGCCACCUGAGGAGACCCUCAAGGUCCAAAAAAUCAAGGAUGAGCUCCUCCAAAACAUCUCACGUAUUGACCGGGAGAUAAUCCUCGUAGAAGGCCAGAUUGGUAUGAAACAGAAGAAACUCCAGCAACAAGAGGAGGCAGCCAACAAGCAGAAGGAAGAGGUCGAGUCAGAUGAGGCACCCGACACAACUGUUGACACCAAGAACCAGUCUAUGGCUCAAAUCAUAUACGCAGAAAACAGGAAGAAAGCGGCAGAGGCCCACAAUAUCCUCUCCAAAAUGGGACCUAAAGUUGAUGUGCCUCUUUACAACCAGCCAACUGAUGCUCCAAUAUACCAUGAAAACAAGAGGAAGUUUGCGUUGUUCAAGCCACGGCUGGUUGCCCACUUCAAGAAGAGGCACCAGGCCAGGAAAAUUAGGGAGCGUUACCUGAGCCAGCGCUAUGAUCAACUGAUGCAGGCCUGGGUGAAGAAAGUCGACAAGUGGGAAAACAACCCUAAAAGAAAAGCAAAAGAGGCCAAGUUGCGAGAAUACUUUGAGAAGAUAUUUCCUGAGCUGAAGAAGGCCAGAGAUGAUAAAGACAGACUCAACAGCAGGGCUGGAACUCGUGCAGGGAUCCAGGUGUAUGCUCGCAGUGAGGCAGAACUGGAACAGAUAAUGGAUGGCAUACAUGAACAGGAGGAGGAGGACAGGAAGAUGCGAAGCCUGGCAGUGAUCCCGCCCAUGAUGCUUGACGUCAGACAGAGGUCACUCAAGUUCAUCAACAAGAACGGCCUCAUUGAAGACUGCAUGGAAGAAUAUACUCAGAGGAAGUACAUCAAUGUGUGGACAGCCCAGGAAAAGCAGGUCUUUAAGGAGAAGUACCUCCAGCAUCCUAAGAACUUUGGCCUUAUUGCCUCUUUCCUGGAGAAAAAGAAUACAAUGGACUGUGUGGAGUACUACUACCGAUCAAAGAAGAGUGAGAACUACAAACAGAUGCUCAAACGCCAGUCAACCAAGAAGAAGAAGCAGCAACAGAAGCAACUGCCUCCAAGCAAAGAUGAAUGUAACAUGGAGAUGUUGGCUUCCACGUCUGGAGAAGUGGCCACCACACAGCCAGGAACCAGUGGCGUUAUAGAACCAGGCAACUUAAUUAGCUCUAGUGGAGAGGGGCGUGUGGGGGAGGGAGGGAAGGAGGAGGAGGACAAGGAUGAGGACUCCUCAGACGAUAAUGAGCCCACCAAGGGCACUGAGGGAGAAGGUGGCGUACACCCAUGUACUGUAUGUAAGACCCAGCUGGAGCACUACGGGCUUAGUCGGCCCCUGUCCACCAAGAACUGUGAGCUGUACGGCAUUAUCCAGUCAGACCUCACCCCUGACAUGAGGGUCUGCUCCAACUGCUGGUGCAAGUCUGUACGCCGGAGAUACACUGUUUGCCCGGUGUCGUCGUGUAAGACACCAAAGAGAAAGGUGAAGAGACUGAGACCUCUACCCACACGCUGGGCCGACACCCCGCCAGCCAUCAGAGGGGAAAUCAUGAAAGAUCUGCAGCUGACAGAUGAAAGCACAAAAUGUUGUUCCGCAUGCUUCAACCGUAUUGCCCGUAGGUUGGGUGCCAGUGCUCAGCCGGAGCCCCUCGUGCCUGGAUCCACGGAGCCCACGACUGAACAACAACCCAUGGAGGGUGGGUAUAGAAGAGAACCGUUGUAUUUACUUAGAAAUACACACCGAAUUGUGGAGAGUUCUGUAAUGACUGAGGAGAGGUGGACAGAGGAGGAAAUAGAGCUUGCCAAGAAAGGAUUGCGGGAGCAAGGGAGGGACUUUGCAGCUAUAGCGAAUGUCGUGGGCUCAAAGUCUGAGACCCAGUGUCGCAACUUUUACAAUGAACACAAGAAAAACCACAACCUAGAUAACAUACAGCCAGAAAAAGAAAAGCUAAAGGACAAAUCUUUGACAAAAGUUAAAGAGGACAAGAGGACGGUGUCCAUAUGUGAGAGUAUCGCGUCCACGGUGACAGCACCGUCCGACGGGGAACAGAACAUCUCAGACAAUGAGGAGGCACGGGACACAGACAGUACUACCAGCGCCCCCAGCCCUCGUCUUGGUGAUGACAGGGACUUGGGCAAGGACCAGAAGCCUGACUCCAGCCUGGUGACCACAACAAGCAGGGGCCCAUUGCUGCCUCCUACCAGUACUGGAGCCAAAAAGCCAGCAGAUACAAGCUCCUCCGGGCCCAGUGAAGGACCUAGCCAGGGGCUCACUCUGGGUGGCAUGUUGCGGGCAGACAUGGGGACUCUUAAGCCUGCAACCCAGCAGACACUCUACCCAGGCAGUAUCAACCCCACUGCCCUGCCCCCUGCAAGGCCUGAAGUACCAGGAGUAUCCCAGCUGGCCAGAAUGGGAGCAGCAGGGAUUGGUUUUUCACCCAGGCAAGCAUUCAGCCCUUCCCAAAGCCCGAACCAGUCAGGCCAGAGUUACUCCCCUCACCCGGGGUCAAGUGCAAGCCCUGGAGGUCAGGGCCUGCUACCACAGCGGCCAGGGUCCCAGCCCCCAAGCCAUGAGGUGCCCAUUGUGAGGGAGAUAAACCAGGGUCAGCCAGCUGACAUGUCAGGGCAGGGUAGCCUGAAGCCCUACCCACAGAUGUUCGGAAGGGAUAAUGGUGUACAGCCUAAAAGGCCAUUAAGUGCCCUAUCUGAGCCAGGAUCGAUCUCUCACAGGGCUCUGUCACCACAUAUUGGAUCCAUUCCUUUCGGUAUUGACCCAUCUCGAGUGAGCACCCCUCCACAGCAGCGCCAAUCAGCCACCUGUGUGCGAGAUCUAAUCCACUCUGCCAUAGAGCGGAACUUGAGCAAGGAUGCUGGAGCAGAGAGAUCCCAGUCCUCUAGGGAAAGGCCAGGGUCUACAGAGUACAGCAGACCAAAUAGCCAGCCAGCAGUAGGAGGCUUGGCCCCUCAUGACAUGAGAGCUAUGGACCAACGCAGCAAGGAACUAAGGUCACAGGGUUUCCCUGACCGCCGAGGUUCACCUUACCCCCUGCCAGGGCGUGAUCCCAGGGACAUCAGAGGGGACCCUAGGGACAUUCAGGAGAUGAGAGGUGAACUUAGGGACAUUAGGGAGAUGAGAGGUGAACUUAGGGACAUGAGGCCUGGUUCCACCCCACAGGGAGGCAUUGACCUCUCCACACACACCAUGAGGCAACCUGAGAGCUUGGACAAGGUCACUCAGGGAUACAAGGGAGACCCACGAGACUUUGACCCCCACAGGGCUCCUGAACCCUUCAGAGGUCAACCUGAUGACCCUAAACAGCGGGGAGUUCAUGCCAUGGUGAACCCACCCCCAGCUCACUCCCACCAGCGCCGGUCACCAUUCUCUAUGCAGCCUGAAAUGAUGAAAGGAAGGCCAGAGGGUAUGGACAAGUCACCAGGACUCUACACUGAUAACAGGCAGAAUCUCUCUCCAAAUGUUAGAUCAGGUCUACCCCCCUCUAGCUCCCCGUACAGCCCCCAUGGAGUUGACCCAGCCCGGCACAGCAAGCCCGGAAUUCCCCCACCCCCUCCCCUCAUCAACAGCACAAACUCGCGCAAAUCCCCACCUUCAGGAUCAAUCACACAUGGGACUCCUGUCGGCCCUCACCCCGGAGGGGCUCCUGGAGGGCCUCACCCAGGAGGGGUCCCAGGUGGACCUCACCCAGGAGGGGUCCCUGGAGGGCCUCAACCUGGAGUGCGGAUGCAGGCCGCUCGAGGCUCCAUUACCCAGGGCACCCCAGUCAGGGAUACUCCUAGGGGAACAGGUGGUCAGUACGAUAUUCGGAUGAUGGAGCAGGCCCAGAUGCGGGGUGUGGCUCCUCCGCACCCAAACAUGUAUGACCCCCGGGCGGUGGAACAGAUGAGGCACCACCAGGGCUACCCUCCUGGAGCCCAGUUCCCCUACCCACCAGACCACAACAGUCCCCGCCCGGGGGACUACUCCAGUAAACAGACACUACAGAAUGACUUCAUGAUUGCCAGGAACCAAAUGAGACACCAGUCGUCCCCAACAGACAAGGAUGGUCGAGGUGACCCCCGUGACCAGAGUGUAAGCCCACGGGCCCCCGACCAUGGCCCGGGUCCUGGUCCCACACAAAAGGGAUUUGUGAUUGACCCCCGGUCUGGAUACCCCAUUCCUGUCACUGGAGUGGCAAUGUACAUGACACAAGGACAGGCUCAGUCACCAGCCUCAUCUAGGGUAUCACCACGCCCAAGUCAGCCCUCUCCCCGUGAUGACAAGCCUGGUGGUGGGCCCCAGUGGAUGAUGACAGGUCACCCCAGCCCAGGGCCCCAUCAUAGCCCCCACAUGGAACCUGGUGUACAGUAUGCCAGCAGGCCCAGCAUUACACAGGGAACCGGCCGACAGUCUGUUAUCACAGAGUCUCGCUCUGAAGAGAGGUACCGAGGUGUACCCCCGGAUAGUUCGGGUGCCCACCACUCCCCACGUGUGGGACCCCAGGAGGGCUACAUGCUGAUUCCCAACCAGACAGGUGACCACAGGCGCUCCCCUGCCAUGCACCUGGACUACCAGAGGCAGCAGUACGAGCGAGACGUGCAUCCUAACGAGCGCAGCCAGAUGGCCAUCAAGGCUGCAAAGGAGCAGUUUGAACAAGGCCGACGGGCAGCUGAAGAACAGAGAAUCAAAAUGCAGCAUCAACAACAGCAGCAGCAACAACAACAACAGCAGCAGCAGCAGAGACAACAACAGCAGCAGCAGCAACAUCAACAGCAGCAACAUCAACAGCAACAUCAGCAGCAACAUCAGCAGCAACAGCAAGAGGUGGCAAUGCUAAACAAGAUGCGAGGUGGUAGGGAUGAUAAAGUCUCCCCACAGAUGAAGGAACCAGCUGAACUUCUGCAGGCAUUUGCCCAAGACUCGCACCCAAGCCGCUCUGCACAGAAAUCACAGGACCCAAACAGCAAAAAUCGCAGCCUUACUGCCGCCAACCUGAUAGAUGCUAUAAUCGUCCACCAGAUAAACCAGUCUUCAGAUGACCAGACACCAUCAACAACUACGAGCAGUCAGGGCAAGCCAGCCAUGAAACAAGAUAUCAAACCAGGGCUGUCCCAGCAGACACCAGUACCCUCCCCACAGCCGUACCGGCCUGGCCAGCCCACACAGCCAACAUACCCUCAGCAAGGUCAGCCUGGGAUGCUGGGGCAGGCUAUGGGAGUUCAGGGUCAAGGUUUAGGCCAGCCAUACCAGGGACAGAAGGGACAACAGGAGAGCAAGUCACCUCCAGCACAGAUGGCAGGCAAAAAGCGAUGGAUGCCAUCUCCAGUGCCUCCUACAGGGGCAGAUGGAAACAUGUAUUCACCCCGGGCAAAGUCUGACACUGACAGCCAACCCCCAUCCCGCCCCGGCAGUCGGGGAUCACAGGGCAGCAGUGGCCGACAGGACCCUGGUGGGCGUGGUGGUGUGCUUGGAGGAGGGGGCGGGGAGAACAAACAGCUUACCUUGGGGGACGCAAUACAUAACAUUAUCCUUAAGGACUACGAGCGCCAAAGUGACCCCCCACCCAGUGCCCCCGGGGGCAAGUCUUUCCUCGCACAGAUCAAUGGAUCCAUACAACCUGAUUCAACCAAGUCUUCAGCCCCGACAUCCACCAGUGUGGUGUCAAGCACAUCUGGGACAAUCCAGACCUCCACCUCCGAUAUUUCCAACCAGGCCUGGCCAAGCCCCUCCCCCGCCAUACCAACUAGCCAAUCAGAGCAGAACAAAACCCCACCCACCUUUCAUGGUCACAAGAAGUUCAAAUGGAGACAGGAUAGUGAGCAGGCAAGCAGCAGUGGACAUCAGUAUGAGGGGGGUCUGGGUGUGUCCCAAUCGGGUGGAGAUGAGCCCGGGGCCCGACCCUGGCCCCAGGAAGGGGACUGGACCCGCAUGAUGAAGCCUGACCAGUCUCACUCACCUGCCGUCCCUGCACACCCAACAUCUCCACCAGGCAAGGCUGACAGCAGCAGCAGUAUGGGUGUGAUUGGUAGGAAGGAAGGAGAAGUCUCGUCACUGGGGUAUGUGCAGAAGAUCACACAGUCGUUGAAGGAGGACAGUACUCCCUCCCAGGGUCUCCAACCCCCACAGCCCUCUGCCCCCUCGCCUAUGGAUACAACACCUGGGCCAGGCAGAAGUCCACACUCUCAUCCCAUGAUGGCCCAGUCCAGCCACCCGUCUGCCAAAUCCCGGACUCAAUCCCCUGUCUCCUCCCAAAUGUCUAUUGGGGGCAAGGAGCCCAAGCCCCGAUCCGGGGGUCCUGUGGUGAGCACCUCCAUGGAAGGGGGAGGGGCCCUGGGUGUGGGACGGCAGGGAGAGAUGGCCUCUGUUUCCCCCUCUAGCUCCUCCCAGCCAUCCCCUGACCAGCAGGAGGAAGAGCCAAGAGAGGGCAGUUACCUGAAGCCUGGGUCCCAGUCCCCGGUUUCCUCAGCAGGAGAUUCCCGGGAGCAGGUGCACUCCUCUCAACACCAGCAGAGGAAAGGACGCAUGUUCUCCAGGCCAAGGUCACGGCUAGAGCAGGAAGAAAUGGCACCUAAACCUGGCCCUGCCCAGUCCCGGGAUGCCCUAAAACAGGCCCAGAGACUGUCACCAUCUGCCUCUGUACAGGAGGGAGGACGAGCAUCAUCAUCAGACAAGAAAGGCCCAAAGUCAAUGUAUGACUUCCCUGACAGUCCUGAUGAUGAGGCCAUUGGGAAGCCUCUAAGUAGUUACAUGGCGCUGUCUAGCAGUACAAGGAGUCCUAGACGUGGUGUAGUGGACAGUUCUGAAAACCGGAUGUCAGGAGGUGGGGACAUGGGAAAGGAGGGGGAUGUGGAAAGUUCUGAAGAUGUGGCUCACUCAGAGCUGAAGAUAGCAGAUAGUGGGGUUGGCAAAGAUAAUGAGGCUCAAGGCUUUGAGAGGUUCGGAGGAGAACAGGCAGUAUCUAAGAGGAAAAUAUCUGAAGCUGAUGAGAGUUCAAAUAUUUCCCAGACAAGUGCUGACAGCACUGACCGGCUGAUGGUGGAUGAGUCUGCCAGUGUGGAGAGCUCGGCACCUACUGAGGUGUCCUCCCAGAGUGGCAAUCGGCGUGGCUCCAAGUCCUCGAGGGAGAGUGACAGCAGUCCUCACUGCUCCUCAGAGUUUAGCUCUGGGCGGCAGGGUCACAGGUCGCGAAGCCCACGCUCAUACCCACAGCCCAGCUCAGAAUUGGGCCCAGGACUUGGAACAGCCUCCAAUGUGCAAUACUCCCGCAGGGAGGGAGAAGUGGCGACAGAGUCAAGGGAGCAGGAACCACAACCCCUGCUCUCAUCUCAGUAUGAGACUCUUUCAGAUGAUGAACAAUCCUGAGGGGGGAACUGAUUGUGGAUGUUUUAAUCAUUGUGCUUCAGUAUGUGUGCUUAUUUUUUCAUCAUUAUCAUGCCAUUGGUAUUAGUGAUACUCAGUAGCUGCUUCUGGAUAACAGUAAAAUAUCGUGUAAUCUCAAACACUCAAAUGUAAAAGCAGUAGGUUUGGAUCUUAUUUAAUGAGGUGAAAAGUCCAUAAAAAAAGUACUGAUCUGCUUUUGUUGUUUUGUAGUGGUGCAUCAAUAUUGUGGACAAAAUAUCCAGUUCUUGCACAAUACAUUUUAUUUGAUACUGUUUUGUAUUUCUUUGAUUGAAGAAUGUUAAGGUGGGAAAUUGUGCUCAAGUUGUUUUCAUUUUUAAGAAACAUUUUUGCUAAAAUCAUGUAUAAACAAGACAGUUUGUUUCAAUAAAUGGCUAAACUGGA